CAGGAAUGCUCCAGUCUUGAAACCACCGUCACUGGAAACAACCUCCACCGCCACCGCCAUCAUCAAUGCUUUCCUUUUUCGCGACCAAUUUUUUCAGAUAACGACAAUCCUGUUUUCCAUAUUUAGCUUCUCUGGGCAUAUUAAAGUCGUUCAAUGGAUCUGGUCUCAUCCCUGGUGGGGUUUUCACCGCCGCCUUAGAGCUCUGGUUUCCGUGAAACGUCCGAAAUUUCAAUUUGAUCUACUUUUCUAUUCUUUUUUUCUUCUUUUAAUUAGAGAGGUUUGGGUAGGGUUUGGACUUUGGAGCUGUAAAUCUCUGGCGAGCUGCAUUUGUGUGCUGUUCGACGUUCAGUAGUGGAGAUCGUCUGGUGUUUGGGAGAGGCAUCCAAAGAACUUGCUUUGAAUCAUGGACAAGAAGAAGUAUCCGAUUGGACCUGAGCAUUAUACUCUUUACGAGGAGGUCGGCAAUGGAGGCAGCGCAUCUGUUAAUCGGGCUCUCUGUAAUCCCUUAAACGAGAUUGUAGCUAUCAAAAUCCUUGAUUUCGAACGCGAUAACUGUGAUCUGAGUAAUGUCUUCAGGGAAGCUCAGACAAUGAUCUUAGUGGACCAUCCCAAUGUUCUAAAAUCUCAUUGCUCUUUUGUUAGUGAUCACAAUUUGUGGGUUGUCAUGCCUUACAUGGCUGGGGGUUCCUGUCUUCAUAUAUUGAAAGCCGCUCAUCCAGAUGGUUUUGAAGAAGUUGUCAUUGCCACUAUAUUGCGAGAAGUGUUAAAGGGCUUAGAGUAUCUUCAUGACCGUGGCCAUAUUCAUCGUGAUGUGAAGGCUGGGAACAUUCUCUUAGAUGCACAGCGUGGUAUUAAGCUAGGAGAUUUUGGCGUCUCUGCUUGCUUAUUUGAUUCUGGUGACAGAACACGCAUGAGAAACACAUUUGUUGGUACUCCUUGUUGGAUGGCACCAGAGGUAAUGGAACAAUUGCAUGGUUACAAUUUCAAAGCAGAUAUUUGGUCUUUUGGUAUAACUGCUUUGGAGCUUGCACAUGGGCAUGCACCUUUCUCAAAAUAUCCACCAAUGAAGGUACUGUUAAUGACAUUGCAAAAUGCGCCUCCUGGCCUUGAUUAUGAGAGAGACAAGAAGUUCUCGAAGUCGUUUAAGCAGAUGAUUGCUAGUUGUUUGGUAAAAGAUCCUUCAAAAAGGCCCACAGCUAAAAAGCUGUUAAAGCAUUCUUUCUUCAAGCAAGCUCGGUCAAAUGAUUAUAUAGCAAGAACAUUGCUGGAGGGCUUGCCAGAUCUUGGUGACCGACUUAAAGCUUUGAAGAGAAAAGAAGAAGACAUGAUGGCACAACAGAAGAUACCAGAUGGACAGAAAGAAGAAAUAUCUCAGAAUGAGUAUAAGCGGGGGAUAAGUAGCUGGAACUUCAACCUAGAUGAUCUAAAGGCCCAGGCUUCUUUGAUUCCAGAAGAGGAGACAAUUUCCGAAAAGGAUCCUGGUGGGGACUCAAAUUCAUACAUGGGGCAUGACACCCCUGAAAAACUUCAAAAUCAGCUCUUUUCGGUUAACCGAGUUCCAAAGCUUCAACAUCAGUUUUCAUUUUUAAGUCAAAGUUCGGAUGCAGAGAUUGAUGAUAACAAUCAAUCUGCUCCUCUUUCACCUGCUAACACUACAUCCACUUGUAAUGUGUCUAAAUGUGAAAAAUCAGAUGAUGACGAUAAAAGCAUUGCCAGUGAAAUGUAUGACCAUGAAACUUCGCGAGGCUGUUCUGUUUCCAACACUUACUUUGAAAACAAUUUACUUGGAAAAUCUGAAUUAGAAAAUGAUGCAAAGUUCUCAAAUGGCACACCUGCAUGUUCAUGGCCUAGGGAUAAAGUUCCACCUCAAAACAUAUCAGCUCCCAAUGGCGUUUCUCUUCCUCAAAUAGUAGAUCAAAUGCUAGCUGAAACCUGUAACAAGCCUUUGAUAACAUCUGGUAAACAUGAAGAUGAGAAUACAAAAGGCCAUGUUGUUCAACAAAAAGGACGUUUCAAAGUUAUGUCUGAGAAACUUGACUCAGAAAUGGUUGCUCCAGCUCCGGUACUACAGAAAAGCCAUAGCAUGGCGGUUGCUCAUCUAUCUAUCCACUCUUCUGUUUUUUCUUUUAUUCAAUUUGAUUACAUGAUCCUUCUUCAUUUUUCUAGACUGAAAUGUGCUUAGCAAGUAUCAUAAGAUGAGAUUGUAAGGGUACCCAAGUAGUGUGGGUGAUCAUAUUUAGAUGUUUGUGCUUAAUGAGAUGUUUGAAAUGAGUGCAGGUGAUUCCUCAACAUCCACCCAUGUCUCAUUCAUUGUCUACGGAUGCUAUGCUACCAAAUCUUCAUUCAAAUGCAUUUCUUCCAGUAUUGCAAAAUAUGUUGCAGGCAAAUAUUAUAGAAAGGGAGAAUAUUCUUAAUUUGAUGAGGCUAGUCUCUGUUGGAGAGGCACCAGUAAACCAUGCAGUGGAUGGGGCAGAGUUUUCGUUGAAUGCGGUAUCAGCAGAGAAAUCAUUGUUGGAGGCAGCUCAUGACAGGGAGAAGGAUUUGCUACGCGACAUAAGUGAUCUGCAGCGGAGGCUCGUGGGAGCCCAAGAAGAGCUUCAAAAGUACAAAACCAAAAAUGCAUAGAUGAACUAAAAAUGCAGAAUCAACACUGAAGUUAGACGAGGAAGUACAUUAAGUC
Molecule: messenger RNA, 2680 nt
Organism: Cuscuta campestris
Lineage: Eukaryota; Viridiplantae; Streptophyta; Magnoliopsida; Solanales; Convolvulaceae
Source: the annotation of a GenBank genome assembly